UCAGUCUUCGCUGCCCUUCCCAGCGCUCCCCGCUCUUCCUGGAUACUGAAACACCGGGAGUCGAGGUAGAGCGUGGCAGUACUGAAAGGAUUGGUAGUGCAAGCAUUGGGUGGGCUUGUGGUCGUGUGACGCAGGCCUUGUUCCUUGGCUUUCCCCUCGGGGACCACGACUCCUGUAGCUGCCCCUCCACCCUCCUGUUCUACCCUCCUGGGUCCCUUCGACCCGCACCUCUUUUUCCCGUCUGUCUCCAACGCUGAUCCUCCGGGGAGAGCCGGUACACGCGAGCCCUGCCUCUAGGAGCAUGCGGGCAAGGACCCCUGCACUCGGGGACAUGGAGGAGCUCCGGCGGUCCUACAGCCGCCUGUGCAAAGAGAGUGGGGCCGAGCCACAGGAGGUGGUCCUGCGGCAGCUUCACCAGCCUCCUCAGAGCCGACUGGAUCUGUCGGGGCACAGCCUGACGGUGGACACCUGCAAAGCCUUGGGCAAGCUGCUGCAAAACCAGACAGUGUGGACGGAGCUGGUUCUCAGCGAUUGCAUGCUGAGCGAGGAAGGGGCCACAAUGCUGCUUCAAGGGCUGUGUGUCAACACUGUCAUGCGACUUCUGGAUCUGAAGGGCAAUAAUCUUCGAGCUGAAGGGGCCGAGGCUCUGGGAAAAUUCCUCCGCCAGAAUCAGUCCAUUCAGAGCCUCACCCUGGAGUGGAACAACUUGGGCACAUGGGAAGAGGCCUUCACCACCUUCUGUAGGGGCCUGGCAGUCAACAGUACCCUGCGACACCUGGACCUCCGAAACAACCAGAUCAGUCACAAAGGUGCAGAGGAGCUGGCCCUGGCCCUACAAGGCAACACCACUCUCCAGCAAUUGGACUUGCGCUGGAAUAACAUUGGCCUCUUGGGAGGUAGGUCUCUGGUGAACUGUCUACCCAGCAACAGAACCCUGUGGAGGCUGGACCUGGCUGGGAACAGUGUCCCUGGUGACGUCCUCAGAGCUGUUGAACAAGCCAUGGACCACAACCAGGAACAGCAUACUGCCUUUCAGGAGAACCAGGCCCGUACCCAUAUCCUCAGCAGGGAGGUCCAGCACCUCCAAAAGGAGAAGUCCAAGCAGUUUGUGGAUUUGAUGGAGACAAUUGAUAAGCAGAGAGAAGAGAUGGCCAAGAGCAGCCGGGCAGUGGCAGUGCGUGUGGGGCAGCUUCAGGAAGCCCUGAAUGAGAGGCAUUCCAUCAUCAAAUCUCUCAAGGCCAAGUUGCAGAUGGCUGAGGCUGCCCUGGCUUUGUCUGAUCAGAAGGUCCAGGACCUGGGGGAGAUGCUGGCCACGGCACAGCAGGAGUACAGGCUAGGACAGCAGGAAGCUGCAGAACGGGAGUCUAAGCUCCUCAGAGACUUGUCAGCUGCCAAUGAAAAGAACCUGCUGCUUCGAAACCAGGUAGAUGAGCUGGAGCGGAAGGUGAAGUCUCAGCAGGAGCAACUCUUUCUGACCAGGCAGGAGCUGACCCACACAUCAGCUGAGAUGAAGAUGCGAACUGUCCAGGCUGAGGAGCGCCUGGACAUGGAGAAGAGAAGGGCCCGGCAGAGCUUAGAGGACUCUGAGAAGCUACACUUGAAGGAGGUGGAGUGCAUUACCCGCCACCUAGAGGAGAGUCAGAAGGCCAUGCAGGAGAGGGUGCACAGGCUGGAGGCCCUUCGGCUGUCCCUGGAGGAGGAGCUGAGCCAUGUGAAGGCGGCGGCACUCAGUGAGCGCGGCCAGGCUGAGGAGGAGCUCAUGAAGGCCAGGAACCAAGCUCGCCUGGAGGAGCAACAGCACCUGGCACACAUGGAGGAGAAGCUGCGGCUGCUGGCGCAAGCACGAGAUGAGGCACAGGGUGUCUGUACACAGCAGAAGCAGAUGGUAGCCGAUGCCCAAGCACGGGCUGGCCAACUCCACCUGCAGGUAGAGGGGCAGCAACGGCGCCUGGAAGAGCUGCAGCAGGAGCUGAGCAGCAAGGACCAGGAAAAGGUGACUGAGGUGAGCAGAGUACGGGUGGAGCUGCAGGAGCAGAUAGGCCGUCUGCAAGCUGAGUUGGCUGGCCAAGAGGCACUGAGGGAGAAGGUGGCUGCCCUGGAGCGACAGCUGAAAGUGAUGGUUAGUGACCACCGGGAAGCGCUGCUGGACAAGGAGAGCGAAAACGCAUCCCUCCGGGAGAAGCUACGGCUCAAAGAGGCAGAGGUUGCACGCAUCCGGGACGAGGAAGCCCAGAGGGCAAGCCUCUUACAAAAUGCCAUCCUGACUUAUGUGCAGGGGACCUCUCUGAGGUCCCUGAGCCCUCCAAAGUGAGGGGAGACAAAGAGGUCACACAGCAC
Molecule: messenger RNA, 2337 nt
Organism: Octodon degus (degu)
Lineage: Eukaryota; Metazoa; Chordata; Mammalia; Rodentia; Octodontidae
Gene: Lrrc45
Product: leucine rich repeat containing 45
Exons: 17
Coding region: 302-2311 (669 amino acids)
Cellular component (GO): centrosome
Molecular function (GO): protein binding
Source: RefSeq, a predicted model, not a curated record